Molecule: messenger RNA, 4677 nt
Organism: Macrobrachium nipponense
Lineage: Eukaryota; Metazoa; Arthropoda; Malacostraca; Decapoda; Palaemonidae
Product: adipokinetic hormone/corazonin-related peptide receptor variant I-like
Exons: 7
Coding region: 959-2707 (582 amino acids)
Biological process (GO): cellular response to hormone stimulus; G protein-coupled receptor signaling pathway
Cellular component (GO): plasma membrane
Molecular function (GO): G protein-coupled receptor activity; peptide binding
Source: RefSeq, a predicted model, not a curated record
AUAGCCGAGGCAGACGAAGGCUGGACUCGGUGCUGAGCGGUCGUGUGGCGUGAGUUCCCCUGUGUCCCCUACGCUCCUCCUAAUUUUGUUUUCUCACAUCACCGAAGCUUUCGCAGCUUCUAAACCUCCCACAUCUUUUUUAAAAGAAGCAAAUUAAGUUAAUCAACAGUAUCUUAUGGUAUGGAACGGCCAAGAAGCGCCAGAGAUCGUUCUUGGAAAAAUAGAAAUUACGUGAAUGUAGUUUUUUAGAUGUUAGAAAACGAGAUGAAAUAUUAGAAGCGCCACUGCGCAAAACAUUAACAAAAACAAAAAAAAGAACAGUGUGUGUGUGUGUGUAUUAUGUAGAAAGGCGAGCUGUGAUAACUUUGUCAUCUGAAGGGAUAUACUACUUCUAGUUAUUCUUGUGGAACUAAAUAUUUUUAAUUCUUUUAAAAGCGACAGAUCUUAGUGUGUGUGAAGUUUAAACAUUUUUGUCGGAGUCGUUUGCGAAAGCUGUGCUUCUCGCUCUCUCUCUCUCUUUCUCUCUCCAAGGUCCAUCCCGCCCCCACCACCAUUACGAGGAGAUGAGGUUAAUGAAUUGGAAAAGGAUUAGUGAAGGACGUAUCUCUCGGGCCUGAUAGGACUCUCGUCACUGGGAUUUCACAAACAGGAUAAAGCUGCUAUCCUGCCAUCCUGCACUCCUGACAUAAGGAUUCCCCAGCCUCCUCUUUCUUUCAGUCGAGGUUUGUGCGCAGCUAUAUGUCCUAAGUGGAGAGUCUGAAGGAGGAACUUCUUCUUCUUCUUCUUCUUCUUCACUCUCGCUGGUGCAGUGGGGUAGACGCCGCCAGUGCUUGAACUUGAUCGAGGCCUAAGACCAAAACCGGGACCCUUUCAUGGUAUCCGCCAAGACGAUGGGGACAGUUACCAUACCAGGAUCCUAACGUGACCCAAUGUGACCCCCUUUGGCCCACAAGGCACCAUGUACAGCGGCCAGAUGAUGAGCUUCUCCCCUCUAGCCGCCAACACCACGUACCUGGAUGCGGUCUUGGGCGGCUCCGACCGGCGGGGCUUGCUGGACCUGCCAGACCACACGUCGUCGGAUUUCGACGGCCAGAGCCCUCCUCAAUACCUGUCGACGGAGACGCAGCAGCAGCACCAGCAGCAACAACAAGAGCUGCUGAGCGACUACCAGCCGAUGGACCUGGACGACGCCGCCAUGCUCCUCAACGACACCAACGGCACCAACUUCACCUCCUACAUCCCGGAGGGCCUCAAGUACAUCAACAGGACUCAGCUGAUCGCCUACUCCCUGCUGUUCCCCUUCGCCGCCGUCGGCAACCUGGUGGUGUUCGUCGCCCUCUUCAGGAACCGCCACCGGAAGUCUCGGGUCAACAUGAUGAUCAUGCACCUGUCCCUGGCCGACAUGAUCGUCACCUUCGUCUUCCUCCCGACGGAGAUCACGUGGCACAUCACCAUCGAGUGGGUCUUCGGCAACGUCGGCUGCAAGGUCUACAAGUUCCUGUCGGCUUUCGGCUUCUACAUGUCGUCCAUGGUGCUCGUCUGCAUCUCCCUGGACCGCUACUUCGCCGUCCUCCACCCGCUCAAGGUCAACGACGCCCAGAGGCGUGGCAAAAUCAUGCUCUUCUUCGCCUGGGCCAUCUCCUCCGUCAUCUCCCUUCCCCAGACGGUGAUCUUCAACGUGCAGCUGCAUCCGUCGAUCCCGGACUUCUACCAGUGCGUCACCUUCGGCUUCUUCGACAGCAACAACGGCGGAGAGAUGAUGUACACCGUCUUCUGCAUCUCCUUCCUCUACUUCAUCCCGCUGACCAUCAUCAUCAUCGCCUACACACGCAUCAUCCUCGAGAUCACCAGGAAGAGUCGCGACACUAAACCAGAGGACUAUUCGAGAGAGGAGAGGUACCACGGGCGCCUUCACCUCCGGCGGAGCAAUAUGUCGAACAUCGAAAGGGCAAGGACGAGAACCCUUAGGAUGACCUUCAUCAUCGUCAUGGCCUUCAUCUGGUGCUGGACGCCCUAUGCCCUGGGCACUCUGUGGAACUUCAUAGACCCAGAGACCUUCCACAGCAUGAACCAGCAGGUGCAAGACAUCUUGUUCAUCAUUGCCGUCAGCAACUCUGUUGUGAACCCGAUCAUAUACGGACGGUACUCCAUCAGCUGCUGCCGGGGCCUCUGGUACAAGGCGGGUGACUUCUGUUGCUGCUGCUGCUUCUGCUGCUGCCCCCACCAGAGGAGGAGGAUGGCAACCGACCAUCCUCCCAACAUCAACUCCUCCAAGAGCAACGGCCACUUCAACGUUGCUUCAGGCAAUACCAGGAGCACCAUCUACAAUAACUCAGCCAGAGACAAAAUGGUGGUUGGUGUACGUUUGCAGGUCAAAGUUCGCACCCUUCUGCGGGAGUGGAAUCGGACUUCGCAGAGACAGAGCCGGUCGGGAAAGGACGCUGAGUUGGCCUCCAUGGUGCCCUUGGGAGUGCCCGCCAUCCUUCCCUCCAGCGCGGUCAUGAACGGCGCCCAGACGCCCACUCAGCCCUUCCACACAACGCGCUUUUCCUCGAGGUCCUACCCCGUGGAGCCCCUGAUGCAGGAGAAGGACGACUCCUCCGGGUACAGCUCCUCCCACGCCCACUCCUUCAGGAGUUACCACGACCUCUCCGUGAACGAGAAGCCUUUGAGAGCGCACGUGUGGGAGAACCAUCACUCGUGCUAACUUCUGCGACAGCGAAUCCGUUCUGUCUGUCUGUCUGUCUGUGCUCAACACUUUGUGAAUGAAAGAGUGACAUUGCGAGCCCCCAAUGGCAAGUAACUGUGAGCUUUGAGUUCUGACAAAACUGGAGUAUAUACUCGACGGGAAAUUAGGGUCCAGUUAAGUUAAGCUUUAGCGUAUUUGUUCCGUCUUUUUCUUUCAUCGGUAAGGAUUAGAAUAGCCUACACUUCAUUGCUCCAGUCGUCAUGAUCUAUCAUACCAGAAAAUAUGAGUGAAAUAAGUUACAGUACAUUCAAGCUAACCAUGAAACUGGUUGGGAAAAACAACUGUGAGGAAAUUAGAACAUUGUUUAGCUCGUUUCGUUGAGUUUUAAGCCUCUGUAUUUUUUUUUUCUCGGCUGUCAGUAGGUUUAGAACUUUGUUGAAAAACUGGUUCUUGGGACGUGAUCUUUGUUAAAAAAGAAAAAAACUGGUUCUUGGGUAGACAGUGUGGACUGCCAGUGGGGAAAAGGAAGGAUUUCAAGCUCAGUGUAACAUAUUUAUUCAAAAACAAAAUGUACAAUGAAGUGUCGUUUGUCAAAAAUGAAUGAUUGUUAUUCCUUAUAGUCUUGUCUAAAUGGUUUAUGAGUCUGCUUCGUCAUCUGUCGAGGGUUCGUUCCGCGGGAAAUGAAUCACCACCCCUUCCCAGCUAUCACGUUCAUGAAGUGGAUUAUGUUGAGGAACUUUGAGGAGGAAAGAUUGCCCGAAGAAAUUCCAUACAACGAACACUGACAUCUUUCGGACGCUCUGCUUUGUACGCUGCUCUUACCAGUCGCUCACUCAUCUUCCUGGACGGUCUGGCAUCCUGGAUGCGCUACUUGGGGCAAAUCGCUUCUUAUCACUGAGCUGAACGGAUUCCAGUGAGACGGAGGCUGAGGAAGUCCAAAACCUUUCUUUGGAUCCAGCAUAAGAACCGGUCCGUUCAGCAUGUUGCUUCUGAAGAAGAAGAAGAAGAAGAAGAAAAAAACAUAGUCUUAGAAACUUGCUAUUUCUUAUAUCAUAUGUGAGCGAUAUCUUUCCGUCGGUCAGAAGUCUGAUUCUUUUUAACCAAAUGAUAUAUUAUUGACAGUCGUGUUUGGUACAGUUCAUAUCAUAUUUAUCAUUCUUAUAUGAAAAAACUCAUGUAUAUUCCUGACAGUUCUGUUUGAAAAUAUCAUAGCAUAUUCUUGAUGAUUCUUUUAAAGAAAAAAAAAAGCACAUUUGGAAAAGCUCAGAGCACAUUCUCGAUAGGUCAGGUCCGGAAGAAAAAAUAAAUCGUAGUAUAACGCUUAUAAUCUUGUCUUGGAAAGGAACCCAUGGCAUAUUCUUGACAAUUUUGUUUAAUAAAAAGAUAUAUCAUAUUCUUGACAGUCCAGUUUGGAGAAGCAGUUGAUAAGAGGAGCAAUGUGCAGGAUUUGUUAAGUAUCAUACAAAUGUCUUUAUCGCUGUUAUGUCUGUUUUUCAGCUGUGCUGUUGUGCGUGUACAAGUGAUGUACUGUAAUCUCUGUGUGUGGGUUUUAUCAAUCUUGACAAUCACUCCAACAAAACCAUCAGUAUUUCUCCUUCCCCUCUCAGAGACGACCGGGUCACUGAUUCACGGCGAAGAAACAAAUGUUUUUAGUGAAAUGUGAUAUGACGUUAGAUGUUCUGAAUGAGAUGUAUAUUAUAUUUACCCGUGUAUGGUCAUUGUGUGCGCCUGACAAGUGUUGACUUGAAGAGAACAUUUGUAACUAUGUUUUUAAGAGGAUUUAUUUCAGGAGGUGACACUCCAGACUCCAAAAGCUCAACUUGUGUAAGUGUACAUGUGUGCAUGAAGGUGCUGAAGUGUGUGUGUGUGUCAUCAUUUCGUCUGUGUACACUCCUGUGCUACUGACGGAAGAAUAUUUUUGUAAAAUAUCAAAUUAUGGACCAGAAGCCUAUUAAUAUACUCCUUGUAGCGUACAAUAAAGAUUGGAA